GGGACACGCCGCCCUAUGUGCCUGUGAAAAACCUCCUUCCUCACACGUUGUCUGGCCCUUGGAAAGAGAGAGAGAGAGAGAGAGAAAGAGGAAAAAGGAAAAAAAAAAAAAAAGGAGAAAGAGAGGAGACGGAACAAAAAAAUGCUCGUCAAGGAAUUUCGGGUUAUCCUGCCAGUCACAGUUGAAGAGUACCAAGUGGCGCAGCUGUACAGUGUUGCGGAAGCAAGCAAAAAUGAGACGGGUGGCGGAGAAGGAAUUGAGGUGCUCAAGAAUGAACCCUUUGACAAUUACCCUCUCCUUGGGGGCAAAUACUGCAAGGGCCAAUACACCUAUAAAAUAUACCAUCUCAAAAGCAAAGUACCAGCAUUUAUACGGCUGCUUGCACCUGAGGGGUCGUUAGAGGUUCACGAAGAGGCCUGGAAUGCCUACCCAUAUUGCAGGACUGUCAUAUCGAACCCAGGUUACAUGAAGGAUGCCUUUUACGUCACAAUUGAGACCCUCCAUGCCCCAGGCCAUGGUGAUUUGGAGAAUGCCCAUGAACUAACCGGAGACAAGCUGAAGAUGCGAGAGGUUGUGACCAUUGACAUUAGCAACGACCCAGUCAAGCCAGCUGACUACAAGCCCUCUGAAGAUCCCACGAAGUUCAAAUCGGAGAAGACAGGGCGAGGACCCCUGAUAGGGCCCCAGUGGUGGAAGAAGUGUGAUCCCGUCAUGACCUGUUACAAGCUGGUGACAUGUGAGUUCAAGUGGUUUGGACUCCAGACGCGCAUUGAGAAGUUUAUUCAGGAUGUUGAACGAAGACUUUUCACCAAUUUCCAUAGGCAAGUCUUCUGUUGGAUGGACAGAUGGCACGGAUUGACCAUGGAAGACAUUCGGCGAUUGGAAGACAAGACAAAGGAAGAACUUGACCAGCAAAGACAGGUUGGCGAGGUGCGAGGAACGAAGGGCGAAUAAACACACUCGGCACUCCACUCUGGCGAUGCAGAAAGACGCAAGCUACCAGACGAAGAUGGACUAUCCACUCAAGUUGAGAAAUCAAUCAUUCAGCACUAUAGGAAAUAUUGGGUCUAUUGCAAUCGUUGAUUUCAUUGAUCUGCAUCCAGUACAUUGAUAAGGAAUAGGGAGGAGAGAGAAUAAAUUGUAAGGGGGGACCGUGAGAGAGUGAAGAAGUUGUGACAUUGGAAAACUUCUCUUUCCCCAUAGAGUUGGUGAGAUAUGAGUGGUUGUUUGUUUUAUAUAUUUCCCGUAGAUCAAAAAUCAGAGUUGUUACUUUGUUAUGUCUCUGAGGAUUUGGUUUCAUGAUCUGAAUCUGUAACGCGUCCUCCAUUUCCAUCAUAAGAAGCUUGUUAAUCAUGUUUGCCAAAUUAUUAUAUUUGAUACAGUUGUCAUAGGAAUACAUCAUUCAUUCAGUAUUAUCUAAUAACAUUUCGGUCUUAAUUUUUGAUAAAAAAUAUAUAUAUCUUCAACUCCACUUUUAAUGUGAAGCCAAAAAUAUGAGAUGAAGAGAACAAGAAUAGAGAGAAAAGGUAGUAAUUAGUAGAUAGGAUGAGACACAAAAAAUUACCGGGGCUGACUAGUAGAAAAAUACAAAAAGACAAGACUAGAGGAGUCAUAAGUUAUGAAUAGAUCAGUUCAUACGGGCAUGCUUAUGAAUAAAGGAGUGAAGGACUUUUCAUUCUGAAAACUUUGAAUCUCAGCUUUGUGAAAAUGUUUUUUGUCAUUUUUUAGGUACUUUGUUGUUUUCUCCUUUUUAUUUCUAAUUUAUUUAUUUAUUGAAAAUGUAUCCUUAGUUUCACUGCUUUGAAUAACAAAGUAACUGUUUUUAUAUCUGACGUGGCUUUUGAUCAAAAUUAAAAGGUAAAAAUGAUGUCAAAUAAGCAUGUUUUAGAACUUUUGUUAUUGUUGUUGUUAUUGUUACCAUUUAUAUAUCAUUACGCUGAUGCUAUAUUUUAAUAUUAAUAAUGAUAUCAUUAUUAUGAUUUACUUUAUUCCAUUAUCAUUUACCAUAUUUGUCAUGGUGAAUGGUAUUUAGUAUGCACAUAACUCAUUUGAUAAAACUUCUGUUAUGAGUAACUUAAGUUCUCCAUCAGAUACAUUACUGUCAUUGACUGAGUAUGAUAAAUACUGUUGCAUUUGCAAUAUUUCUUGUAAUGCUGAAUCCAAAUAUGAAAUUCCAGUGUACUCCCUUUGUCAAGUGAAAUGAGUUCUGCUCCUUGUUCAGAUCUGACAAUAAUGUAUAAAUGCUAGUCCCAUUACUUCACAAAACUUAGAGUAUAUUCUUUAUUUUUUUAGUUUUGAAAGUGGAAAAAAGAAGCAAAAGGGAAAUGAAAUCUCCAUCACUUGUUUUGUGAAGGCCUUUCAACAGUUUGUUCUGUAAUUUGUUGCGUGGUAUGAAUAUCUGUCACUUGACAUUAGUUCAAACUCCAUAUUUCAGACUUAUGUUACAUGUAGAAAUUGAACAGAAAUUUGAUGCUAUAGAAUUAUUAGUGGAAUGAUAGACACACAGUUGAGUGAAGUUGUUAAUUAUAUGAAUAUUAAUCAGAAUCUUGAUAAUUGCCAGUUCAGUGUGUUCAUCCCUCUUAGUUGCACUAGGAGGGAAGGAAAACAAGCAAACGGAAAAUGAAGAAUGGUUAAUUAGGGCCGACUAGUCUGUCUGAGGAACUAUCGAGCAUAGAUUGAAUUUAGUCAUUGAGUCGAGAUUGUUGUUCUGACUGACGUGUGAUUAGUGUUUGUUUGAGUUGUUGAACAGGUUGGUGGUUGUGUUAGUUGAAAGAUUAACAGUAGUGUAUCCCUGUGCUGUUAAUGUAAUGUGAUAACAGAGAAAAAAAUGUAGGUUGUAAAUGGAGAAAACAAGUUUAUUUUCCUUGUAGGAUCCAAUUGAGUGAGACACAGGUAUUAGCCAGUGGCUUCACUAAAAACAAAGUCUGGAGGUGACUUAGACAGCCUUGAGCAUGUCCACUCCCUACAUAGAACUGCAUUCAUCUAGAGGAGAAGUUUAGCAAACUUACCAUUUAUUUGAGAAAAUAGACCUCAGGGCAAAAAUGAAAGAAACUCUACAGUAACCUUGCCUAGUUUGAGCCAGCAUUCUCUAACUUGACUUUAGGUGUUUAAACAAAUUUCCAUUGAAAACCAGUGUUAAGAAAACCUCCCCUUUUUUGCUGGUAAAUGUCAUUGGUUCGAAGAUUUCAUUUAGGGUAAUUAUAGGGUUCAGUACAGUAAAAACAGUGCUGGUUUUAUGAGAAGUCAUGUACUUUUGAAAAUCAUGAGUUCAUUGUAAUGAGAACUUUAAGAACAGCUAUAGGAAAUUCUGAGAUUAGUUUAUCAACAUCAUGUAGCAGAAGACUACUCAUGUCAUAGUUGAAAUAAAAAACCUGUGCCCACAUCCCCUCCAAAUCCCCUCUCCCUCCCUCCCUCCCUCUUUCCCUCAUUCCCUCCCUCCCUCCCUCAUUCCCUCCCUCCCUCCCUCCCUCUCUCCCUCCCUCCUUCCUUCCCUCCUUCCUUCCUUCCUUCCUUCCUUCCUUCCUUCCUUCCUUCCUUCCCCUGUUUCCCAGAAAUGCACAUGGCUUUCAGAAAAACUAAAUCACUAGACCUGUAACAUUUCGGCAUUUUGAAUAGAAGUGGACAAUGUUAAGCACGGAACGAUUCUUUCGUCUUCUUCCUUUUCUCAUCUCAUUUUUCCCACAUUUAGAGGAAAGUCAAUUAAUUACUGGGAAAUGUAGAUGUAACAUCAUUAGUUAGGAGUAAUUCCAUUGAAGGUAGAGAGAUUCCUUCUAAGUUGUGUGUCUUUGAAGUGAUGGGUCUGUGCUAGGUUUCUCUCUAGGUAUUCACAUAUUGCUAAUAUCUAAUGAUGAUGUUUGUGUAACGUUUUGUUAUGUCUGUAAUAGAUGAGACUUACAGAUUGUUAACGGAUGCAAGACUGUUGACAUUACUGUUGUUGGUGGAAUUUGCGUAUUCUCCGCUACGUUUCUGAGGCUGCUCAUUUUGAAAUAAUAAAAUGACCAAAAUGUUAGCAGGUUAAUGUUAUCAUCUGGGAUCAUAUGUAGUUCAAACUGUGUGCUUUUAGACUGAGCUAAGAUUUGUGAUAGCCUGUGUUCCCAUUUUGUUUCGGCACUAGAGGCUGACCCUUUCAGGAAUGCCGUUAAGUCUCCUAAUAGAUCUCAUGCCAUCACCCUCUGUGGAACAAAACGAAUAGCGAUGAUCUAGUAGAUAUAGUAGACUGUUUUUAAAAGAUUUCCCUUAUUUUUAUGAUUGUUAUUUUUUUAUUUUCAUUCUUGUCUAGAGAUAGAUUUCGAUUUUACUUUGCUCCAGCUGUUGAACAUAACACAUGUUGCAUAUUAGAGGCACUCACACGCAUUCCAGUCAUAGAUCUUUGUUGCUUCAGUUCUAACAGCUUGAUAUUCAAGUACCGACUACGCUCAUUUUUUGAGUUCAACGCGUGUAUUAAGUUAGCACAGUUGUAAAUAUGGAAAGCACCAGUGUUAAACAGACCAUGCAGCAGCUUCAUUUAUUCCUCCCCACAGGGCUAAGCCACAAAUGGGGGAAAGAGUGCCAAAGAUGUCGUGGGCAACACAGAGAGAAAAAAAUGUCUUUCUGGCAAAAACUUACGUAGAGAGAACAGAUUGGUACAUGUAUGUUGGAUCAGAUGACAAUAUCAUUAACUGAUAAGAAUGUUGUAUUUAAAACUUCUCUGUUGCUUGCUACGUUGGUUUUUGGCAUCUCUACUUUCCAGGUUUUCUUUCUAUUUUUUUAUUGUUUUUAUAGUAUUUUCUGAAUUUAUUUUUAUCAUUUUUUUUCUAUUUAUGUAUAUAAUCAUUCCAUUAAACUGUGCAGUUGAUCAUGAAUCUGAUUUACCUGUUAUGUGAAGCUGUAGUGAUUUAUUAGCUUAUCUGUUGUUUGGACACCUGAGAAAAUGUAUGAUAAAUGGAUAUGCUGUGUGUUGAAAAUUGUUUAUUGAAGGAAGUUGUAUAGAAAGAAAAAAAAAAGAUAAAAGAGUCAGUUGCUUGUUUGAUUAAUUGUGAAACCAGUUGGGUAGAAAUUUGAAAGCGAAGAGACGUUUAAAAAAAGUGUAGUUAUGCAUCAUUUGUUUGAAAGGACAGUUAAAAAGACAAUAUAAGCAUUUAGUGAUCUUUAAUCUAGGUUUAUAAAUUGUAGAAAAAGAAUGUAUCAUUUACUGCUAUGUGAAAAAGUCAUGGAAGAUUUUAAUACACUUGAGUAUCAGUCUAAACAUCUCCAUGUCAUGUGAAUUAUGUGAAAAGUGGAUUAGAGGCAAAACAAGUAACAAAAUAGACUCCUAUGAAAGACACAAUGGAAAAAAAUACAGAAGUGGCUACAGUUUGUUACUGAUGAUAUGUUUUUACACUUUUUUUUAUCGUAAGUCUUACCUUGUUUCAUACAUAGUCAUUACUGUGAUGAAUUUCUUGAUAUUAAUGAUAUCUGUUGAGCAUAAUACAAUGAUUUUGUAUCCACCAUUUCAGUUUGUAUCACCAUCAUCAGUAAUCCUCCAUCCAGGUAUCACAUGCCGCAUCAUCUAAGGUAACGAGCAGUCCCUCACAUGUCCCUAAAGCAAAUAGACCAUGUCCAAUAUUCCAUGGUAGUCAGACCAUUCCUCACAAUUCAGUGGUUAAACUAAGCCAUUACUCACAAUUUUCAGCGGUUGACUAGACCAUUCCUCACAGUUCAGCAGUUAACCAUUUUUCAUACUCUAUGCACUACCAUUCCUCACUGUAGGCUAAACCUUUGCCCCCAAUCUGAAGCUAUUUUUCCAGUUGGUCAGUGGGCGUAUAAAAAGGGUUUGUGGAGGCAGAUGGAACUACCUCUGUAUUUUUAUAAUCAGGAGGAGGUUCAUUGCAAGUGGAUUUCACAAUCGGUAAUCAAAAUUUAUGUUUCAUCGUGUCUCAGACUGGUUACAUUUGGUCAUUUCAGAGUGUGCACCAAAAUCAUGUGUGAUGGCUUUUUAGCAAUAUUCUAAUACUCUUUUUUCUUCUGAAAUUAUGGUAUCCAUUAGAGAUAUAUUGUUGUGGUUGGUUCAGUAGAGGAAAAAUAAAAGAUAUUGUUAUUUGUUCCCUUUGUAUAUAUUCUGAGUAUUAGAUAACUUUCAUGCUCCUCAACAUUGAUAUUGGAAGAAUAAGUAUUUUGGUCAGAAGAAAUACUUCUAUUUACUGUCUGAUUUACAGAAAACAUUUGAAUUAUGCAAAUUUAGGGGGAAGAGAAGUGCUGUCAUUUUUGUAGAUGAGGGGAGAGUGAUUGCAUAUCGUGACAGUGGCCAUCACAAACCUCCAUCUACAGUCCUCUCUCCCAAAAGUCAUAGAUAGUAAAUGCUCUAUGAAAACCUAUUUCUGCUCUCUAUUUACUUAACCCUCAGGUAUAUAUAUUUUUUUCUAUGUAAAUAUAUUUUUUAGUAUGUUAUAUUAAACUCACAUAUUUUUUUCCUUUCUCAUUACAUCUUGUUUCUCAUGUUGUUUCUUAAGUUGAUCUGUGUAUAUCUUUUUACCUUCAAGCCUUGUCUCACACUCCCCUAUGAAGAUUGGCUCGUGACGUAUUCUAAUCACUCGCACUUUCAUGGGCCUUUGUCCCUCUAGACUUGCCUUGCCAUAAAUAAUGUCAUAGUUUACAUACAUACAUUUCUUUCUCGUUUCAGUCAGUAUUUAUAAUGCACUGCGAUUUUACUUCUGUCAAAUUUAUAUAUCAUUCUAUUUUUUUAUGGGUAUUCAUUAAGUUCAUAAUAUGUUGUUUGAUAUUUUAAUAAUCUGCUGUACCUUGUUCCUGAUUGUUAAAGUUUUUUGCAUCAUUGUGACCAGGCAUUGUGUGUUUGUGAGGAGUGUACAGUAAGUGAACAUUUAAAAUAAUGACUUAGUAAGAGAAGAUAAUGUAAUGCUGUAUUAGUCCAAAUAUAAUAUGUUCAGA
Penaeus monodon (black tiger shrimp) is the source of this 6903-nucleotide messenger RNA. Its product is annotated as phosphatidylinositol transfer protein beta isoform-like. Gene Ontology annotation, molecular function: phosphatidylcholine binding; phosphatidylinositol transfer activity; phosphatidylinositol binding. The record is from RefSeq and is a predicted model, not a curated record. Gene Ontology annotation, biological process: phospholipid transport. Gene Ontology annotation, cellular component: cytoplasm. NCBI's taxonomy places the organism in Eukaryota, Metazoa, Arthropoda, Malacostraca, Decapoda, Penaeidae.